Molecule: messenger RNA, 4018 nt
Organism: Pantherophis guttatus
Lineage: Eukaryota; Metazoa; Chordata; Lepidosauria; Squamata; Colubridae
Source: RefSeq, a predicted model, not a curated record
CGGCGGCGGCGGCUGCCGGCAGGAAGGGAGGCGAGCGCCGGGGGCGGCGGCAGCAGCAGCAGCAGGAGCAGCGGCAGCGGCAAAAGCCGGCUCGGGGCAUCUGAUUGGAGCCGCCGCGUCCGGGCAGCUCGCUCGCUCGCGCGGGCGGGGAGGCGGCCAAAGAGCCGCGCAGGAGGCAGCGGGAGGCGGAGGAUGCAGGCGAAGAAGUCCCGCGGCUCCUCGACGGGUAGCGGCGGCGGCAGCGGCGGUGGAAGCGGAGGAAGCAGCGGCGAGCUGCAAGGGGACGAAGCGCAGCGCGCCAAGAAGCGGAAAAAGAAGGGCUCGCGCUUCGCCAGCAUCCAGGUCUUCCUGGUGUCCGAGUGCGUCCUGAUGCUGGCCCAGGGCACCGUGGGCGCCUACCUGGUGAGUGUCUUGACCACUUUGGAACGGCGGUUCAACCUCCAGAGCGCUGACGUUGGGGUGAUCGCCAGUAGCUUUGAGAUCGGCAACUUGGUCCUCAUCCUUUUUGUGAGCUACUUUGGUGCCCGGGGACACCGGCCACGUUUGAUAGGAUGCGGUGGGAUCAUUAUGGCUUUGGGAGCCCUUCUCUCAGCUCUGCCAGAAUUCCUCACCUAUCAGUAUGAGUACGAAUCCGGAGAGAUCCGAUGGCGGGCUGAAGGGAGGGAUGUCUGCAUAGUCAACGGAUCCACUAGCGACGAGGGACCAGAUCCUGAUCGUAUCUGCAGGAGCAGGAGUGCUACGAACAUGAUGUAUUUGCUUCUCAUCGGAGCACAAGUCCUUCUGGGGAUCGGGGCAACUCCUGUGCAACCUUUGGGAGUCUCCUACAUCGAUGACCAUGUGAAGCGGAAGGAUUCUUCACUGUACAUAGGGAUCCUGUUUACAAUGCUGGUGUUUGGACCGGCCUGUGGAUUUAUCCUGGGAUCUUUCUGUACCAAAAUCUAUGUGGAUGCUGUCUUCAUUGACACAAGCAAGCUGGACAUCACCCCUGAUGACCCUCGGUGGAUUGGCGCAUGGUGGGCUGGCUUCUUGCUUUGCGGUGCCUUACUUUUCUUCUCGUCUCUCCCGAUGUUUGGAUUCCCACAGUCCCUGACCCACCAGCCGGAGCACAUAGCCGAGGUAGAGGAAGCCAUGUUGCCAGAAGGGGACUAUGAAAGGCCAAAGCCAAGCAAUGGGAUUCUCCCACCGCACUCCAUGGAAGCCAACGAUGAUCCAUCUUGCUUCCAGCAGCUGAGAGUGAUCCCAAAGGUAACUAAGCACCUGCUGUCCAAUCCGGUGUUCACCUGCAUUAUUCUCGCGGCUUGCAUGGAAAUUGCGGUGGUGGCAGGUUUUGCAGCCUUUCUUGGCAAGUACCUAGAACAGCAGUUCAAUCUCACAACGUCGUCAGCCAACCAGUUAUUAGGCAUGACGGCUAUUCCUUGUGCAUGUUUGGGCAUCUUCCUAGGAGGACUCUUGGUGAAGAAGCUGAGCCUUUCUGCCCUGGGUGCCAUUCAGAUGGCCAUGUUGGUCAGCCUGGUGUCCACGGCUUGCUACGUUUCUUUCCUUUUCCUGGGCUGCGAUACGGGACCUGUGGCUGGCAUUACUGUUCCCUAUGGAAACAAGUCAACCAUCUCCAGCUUGGCCCCCUAUUCUGCCUGCAAUAGCAACUGUAAAUGUCAAAUGGAUUCCUUCACUCCAGUUUGCGGGACCGAUGGGAUCACAUACUUAUCUGCCUGUUUUGCUGGUUGCACCAACAUGAAUCUCACCGGUUGCACCUGCCUCACCUUAGCCCCAGCCGGGGAUGCCACGGUCGUUCCUGGGAAGUGCCCCAGCCCUGGAUGCCAAGAAGCCUUCCUGACAUUUCUCUGUGUGAUGUGCGUCUGCAGCAUGAUUGGAGCCAUGGCCCAAACUCCCUCCGUCAUCAUCCUCAUCAGGAAUUCUGGGGGCCGAGGUGCAGUCCGAUCAGCAGUGAGCAGUUUACACAGCAGAUCUAAUAGAACGGAAGGGACAGUCAAUGGGUCUUCAUCUCCAGCUGUUGCUGAGCAAAGUACUGACAACAUUAAGCACCAUGACAAGACAGUUCAAUCCCAGUGGAUACACAAUGAGACGCUGUCACUGACCAUCAGAAAACACAUCCUGAAGUUUUUGGAUGCCGAGAAAGACAUCUCGGUGCUCAAGGGAACUUUGAAACCAGGAGACAUCAUCCACUAUGUGUUUGACAGAGACAGCACCAUGAAUGUUUCCCAAAACCUCUAUGCCCUCUUGCCGAGGACAUCCCCACUGAAGGGCAAGCACUAUCGGACCUGUGCCAUCGUAGGGAAUUCCGGCAUCCUGCUGAACAGCGGCUGCGGCAAGGAAAUUGACACCCACAGCUUUGUGAUAAGAUGCAAUUUAGCCCCGGUGCAGGAAUAUAUCCAUGACGUUGGAACGAAGACUGAUCUGGUCACCAUGAAUCCUUCUGUCAUCCAGCGUGCCUUUGAGGACCUGGUGAAUGACACUUGGCGGGAGAAGCUGCUUCAACGCCUUCAUAGCCUCAAUGGCAGCAUCCUUUGGAUCCCGGCAUUCAUGGCCAAAGGGGGCAAGGAACGGGUAGAGUGGGUCAACGAACUCAUCCUCAAGCAUCGCAUUAACGUCCGCACCGCCUACCCAUCUCUGCGACUGCUGCAUGCUGUACGAGGGUAUUGGCUGACGAACAAAGUAUAUAUCAAGCGCCCAACCACCGGUUUAUUGAUGUACACCCUGGCGACUCGCUUCUGCAACCAGAUUUACCUCUACGGUUUCUGGCCAUUUCCCCAAGGUCCAGACCAAAACCCCGUUAAGUACCACUACUAUGACAGCCUGAAAUACGGCUACAUGUCCCAGGCCAGUCCUCAUACCAUGCCUUUGGAAUUCAAAGCGUUAAAGCUCCUGCACCACCAAGGAGCCUUAAAACUCACAGUUGGGCCUUGCAAUGGAACUACGUAAAAAAAAAAAAAAAAGAGGCUUCUGGAAAGCCACUUUCCUGGAGGCUGUGCCCCAUGGGAGGAUUGGGGAGGGGAGGCUGGGAGGAGUGGUAGAUGGAGAGGUGGGUUUUCUUGGUUUGGGAGAAGAGCACAGACAUGGCCACCGGGGCUCUGCGUUGAAGUGGAGCCAGCGUUUGGUGCAAGGACCGGAAAAGCUGGGAAAGAACCUCUAAGAGAAGAUGGCCUUUGCCCUUCCCAGGCCUGGAAGCCACUGUGAUGUGUAUGGGUACUUUAGUGUGACAACUCAGUGUUAGGCCAGAUGUUGUGCGUGGUCUAGAAUUGGUAGGUAGGGCCCGUUUGGCUAAGAAAGCCGGGCGUUUCCCGGUUCGUGUUGUGUUCUUGGCUUAGUGGAUGUAGGGGGUAGGGAUUAAUCCUUAGAACUGCUGUUUUUUCGAGCAGGGAGGGAAAAAAGAGCAGAGACACUGCAGGUCAGUUCUCAGAAAGCUACUGGUCAAGGAGAGGUUAACUACGGAACUUUUUUCAACUGGGCCACCAGCUGUGCCCAUUCCGAAAAACCACAGAGCAACAAAAGCCAACUCAGGAUCCUCAGACACAAGAGGAUUGGCAUUUCUUGGCAUUUAUACUGGAAGAGAAAAUAUCAGCCAACAUUCAUCGGACGGCGUGGUUCAUCGUUUAUUUUUAUUUUUUUCAAAAGGAUAAAAGAAAGACAGAAGUGGGCUUAAAGGGGAGCAUUGUUUUUUUUUGUUUCCUGCUGUGGUUUUCCUCUUCCUUGGUAGAGAAGCCCCUUUCGGCGGCGCUAAAUAAGCGACGCCAGUCUGGAGCAUCCAUCGAUGUGGCAUCAAAAGAGACGAGAGGGGCAGCCCUCAUUGUACAAACAAUGGCCAUUUCCAUUUUUUUUUUUAACAUGCUCUGCCUUGGUGCGACGUGAAGGAAAGAAUUGACAUUCGGGGUUUUCGAUUUGUAAAAGCAAAUUCGCAGGCUAGAUAUUUUUUUUUUCCUUUUCCUUUUUUUCUUUUUGUUCCAACUGUUUUAUUGUGCUUUAGCAGAUUUGUUAAUAAACCCAGUUUUAAGUCACUGUA